AUGGCGCUUUCCACGUCCUACAAUGGCAUAAACUCUGGAAUCCAAGUUGCCCAAAACUGUGCUUCUAUCACUGCAAACUUCUUUCAACAAGAAUCGUCUGUGAAUCAAGCAUGCCUUCGGGAUUUGCGUACGACCAAUCCUUGCGAUGAUAAAAACCGUAUUCAGAACACCAACGGGGGGCUGCUUAAAGACUCAUAUCGAUGGAUCUUAGACAACGAGGAAUUCAAACAGUGGCAAAACAACCAAGGUAGUCGUCUUCUCUGGAUUAGAGGUGAUCCCGGCAAAGGCAAGACAAUGCUCCUAUGUGGUAUCAUCGAUGAGUUGACACAAUUGCAUGGCAACACUGGGAAUGUCUCAUUCUUUUUCUGCCAAGCCACCGAUGUGCGAAUUAAUAGCGCCACUUCCGUCUUACGUGGUUUGAUAUAUUUACUCGUUCAAAAGAACCCAUCCCUUCUCUCCCAUGUGCGGACUCGGUAUGACCAAGCGGGGAAGGCCCUAUUUGAGGACACUAAUGCUUGGAGUGCGCUCUCGACUAUCUUUACGGAUAUUCUGAAAGACUCGUCCUUAGGCGGUGCCUUUCUCAUCAUUGACGCCUUGGAUGAGUGCACAGAUAGUCUUCGCUCCCUUAUAGACUUGAUCGUCCAAGAGUCAUCUGUCCACCCCCAGAUAAAGUGGAUUGUCUCUAGCCGUAAUUGGCCUGAAAUCAUUGAGCGUCUUGAUAUUGGAAGCUAUGUAGCUCCGAUUUCCUUGGAGCUAAACGAUACAUAUGUGUCCGAAUCCGUGAAUAUAUUCAUCGAGCAUAAGGUCAACUCUUUAGCCCAGGUCAAAAAGUACAAAGACGAGAUUCGUGAGAUGAUCUGCCGUCACUUAUUGUCAAACUCGCAAGGCACUUUCCUUUGGGUAGCUUUGGUCUGUCAAAACCUUGGUAGGACACCGACGAGGCACGCCAUUAAGAAGCUAGAAGAAUUCCCUCCUGGAUUGAACGAUCUUUACGGCCGAAUGAUUGAUCAGGUUAGCCAGUCGGAAGACGCCGAAUUUUGCAAACAGAUACUAGCUAUCAUGUCAACAGUCUAUCGACCUAUCACGAUUAGCGAACUGUCUUCACUUAUUGAAGUGCCAGAUUAUGACUACGAUGACGAAGCCCUCUCAGAGAUUAUCACAGUUUGUGGCUCAUUUUUGACAUUACGAGAAAAUACUAUUACAUUUGUUCAUCAGUCUGCCAAGGAUUUUCUACUUCAGGAAGCUCUAAAUGAGAUAUUUCCUAGUGGUAUAGGAGCUGAGCAUCACAUGAUUUUCUCCCAUUGUCUUGAAGUGAUGUUCAAAACGCUUCGACGUGAUAUCUUUGACAUCAAGUUACCUGGGCUCUCAAUCAAGGAUGCGAGACAGCCCAGCCCAAAUCCACUAGCAGCGGCAGAGUACGCAUGUGUCUAUUGGAUAGACCAUCUUCAAGAUAGCGAACGCAAUAAGUCUUAUGACCUGAGCCUUAAUGAGAGCGGUCGCGUGGAUACGUUUCUACAGCAGAAAUUACUCCACUGGCUCGAGGCCCUUAGUAUUUUAGGGAAAGUUUCAACUGGUAUCCAAGGGAUGGAAAAGCUGGAGAUGUUAAUUCAGGAAAACUCAAACUCACAAGCUAUAUUCCUUCGGUCUCAAGACGCCUCUAGGUUCAUUCGAUAUUUCAGGAUUGCAAUUGAAAGCAGUCCUCUACAAGUGUAUUGUUCGCCUCUCAUGUUCAGCCCAACGCAAAGUCUCACAAGAAAAUGUUUUCAGAAACAGAGACCAGACUGGGUUUUAAAAGCUCCACUAGUUGAGGAAAGUUGGAGUCUCUGUCUGCACACUCUCGAGGGACAUACCUAUGGGGUCAGCUCGAUUGCCUGGUCGCCUGAUGGCAAUCGACUCGCAUCAGCAUCCUGGGAUAAGACAGUCAUGGUCUGGGAUCCGGCUACCGGUAUUUGCGCGUUAACCCUUAGGGGGCAUAGUCACUACGUCGAUUCGAUUGCGUGGUCGCAAGAUGGAAAUCAACUCGCAUCAGCAUCCAUGGAUGAAACAGUUAGGAUCUGGGAUUCCGCCACCGGCCAGUGUGUAUUAAUCCUUAAGGGGCAUAGCGAUUCAGUGUGCUCAAUUGCGUGGUCGCCUAAUGGAAGCCGACUCGCAUCAGCAUCUAGGGAUAAGACAGUUAAGAUCUGGGAUCCGUCCACUGGCCAAUGCCUAUCGACCCUUGAGGGACAUAGCGACUUGGUUGAGCCAAUUGCCUGGUCGCCCGAUGGAAGCCGACUCGCAUCAGCGUCAGAUGAUACUACAACUAGAAUCUGGGAUCCGGCCUCCCACCAGUGUACCUUCCUCCUUGAAGGGCAUAGCGAGCCGGUUCGUUCGAUUAUGUGGUCGCAAAAUGGGAGCCAACUGGCCUCAGCAUCCUGGGAUCAAACGAUUAGGAUCUGGGAUCCGGCUACUGGCCAAUGCCUAUCGACCCUUGAGGGGCAUAACGACUCGGUUCUUUCGAUUACGUGGUCACCCAAUGGAAGCCAACUCGCAUCAGCGUCAGGUGAUAAGACAGUUAGGAUCUGGGAUUCCACCACCGGCCAGUGUGUAUUAAUCCUUAAGGGGCAUGGCGAACAAGUAUGCUCAAUUGCAUGGUCACCCAAUGGAAGCCAACUCGCAUCAGCGUCUGGUGAUACGACAGUCAGAAUCUGGGAUCGGUCCACCGGUCAAUGUAUAUCAACCCUUAGGGGACAUAGUCACGCUGUCGAAUUAAUCAGGUGGUCGCACGGUGGAAGUCGACUCGCGUCAGCGUCAGUUGAUAGUACUAUCAAAAUCUGGGAUCCGGCCACUCGCCAAUACAUGUUGACCCCUACGGGACACACUGACUCAGUGUUUUCGAUUGCGUGGUCGCAAGACGGAAGCCGACUCGCAUCAGCGUCCAAGGAUGAGACAGUUAGGAUCUGGAAUCCGGCCACUGGCCAAUGCACGUCAACCCUUAGGGGGGCAUAG
This is a messenger RNA of Penicillium manginii, 2985 nucleotides long. RefSeq lists its product as uncharacterized. NCBI's taxonomy places the organism in Eukaryota, Fungi, Ascomycota, Eurotiomycetes, Eurotiales, Aspergillaceae. Bases 1 to 2985 code for a protein of 994 amino acids. Gene Ontology annotation, molecular function: protein binding. The record is from RefSeq and is a predicted model, not a curated record. The transcript has 3 exons.